Lactuca virosa is the source of this 1355-nucleotide messenger RNA. NCBI's taxonomy places the organism in Eukaryota, Viridiplantae, Streptophyta, Magnoliopsida, Asterales, Asteraceae. The record is from the annotation of a GenBank genome assembly.
AUGGAAAAGAACUUUCUAGUAUCACGGCUGGAGAAGCAGAACAAAACAGCCGCUGCUUGCCUGCUUUACGAGUUACGACUUCCCGACGACUGUUCUUUCAGAGGCCUUAUUGCCGGCGACCACCCUACUGAUUAUCUACUUUUGCUUGGAGGUUGUGCGGAAAGGGGUAAAGGAUGGUGUUUGUACCUUCAACUCAUCGGGAGGAAAGUCGCUAUUAUUAACUUAGACCCUGCAAAUGAUUCAUUGCCAUAUGAUUGUGCAAUCAACAUUGAAGAUCUUAUAAAACUCAGUGAUGUGAUGAAUGAGCACAAUCUUGGUCCUAAUGGAGGUCUUGUUUAUUGUAUGGAUUACUUGGAGAAAAAUAUCGAUUGGUUGGAAUCUAAAUUGAAGCCACUUCUGAAAGAUCACUAUUUUCUCUUUGAUUUCCCUGGUCAAGUAGAACUAUUCUUCCUUCACUCAAAUGCAAAAAAAGUCAUCAUGCAACUUAUCAAAAAACUUGAUCUUCGGUUGACAGCUGUCCACUUAAUAGAUGCCCACCUAUGCAGUGACCCUGGGAAAUACGUGAGUGCAUUGCUUCUCUCACUAUCAACAAUGUUGCAUAUGGAAUUGCCACAUGUCAAUGUUUUAUCAAAGAUUGAUCUUAUUGAGAACUAUGGAAAACUAGCCUUCAAUCUUGAUUUUUACAUGGAUGUUCAAGAUUUAUCUUAUUUACAACAUCAUGUGGAUCAAGAUCCCCGCUCUUCUAAGUAUAGAAAACUUACAAAGGAACUGUGUGAAGUGAUUGAAGACUUUGGAUUGGUCAAUUUCACUACUUUGGCUAUUCAGGAUAAAGAAAGUGUUACAAAUCUUGUGAAAUUAAUAGACAAAACAAAUGGUUAUAUAUUUCAAGGGAUUGAUGCUACUGCAGUUGAAUUCAGCAAAAUUGCUAUUGCUCCAACAGAUUGGGAAUACUAUAGAUAUCCUUUUAAUAAAUUUCAUUUGUUUUUUUUUUAAUAUAUUUGUGUAUAAUUUCUAUAAUUGAGUAGAUUUUUUAAAAUACAUUGCUAUGUCAAUGGUGUCCUUGACGUUAAUUUCACAACAGCAGCAGUGCAAGAGAAGUACAUGAAAGAUGAUGAAAAUUUUGAUUCUGAUGAUUAAUUCAAGAUGUGAGAUUUUUUUAUAUAUAUUUUCUUAUGAUACAUGGAAGUAGUAUCAAGAUAUGUAAUUUGUACUUUGGUUUAUAAAUUUUUGUUGUUGGCUAUUGGGUGGUGUACUUAUAAAAAGGGUUUAAGUUGGGUUUAAUUGAUACAUGAAGAGCCUCUACGACUUUUAAUUAAUUUAAUUUUGAUUAUAUGGAAAGGAGAAAAACAACGAGC